Molecule: messenger RNA, 1502 nt
Organism: Impatiens glandulifera
Lineage: Eukaryota; Viridiplantae; Streptophyta; Magnoliopsida; Ericales; Balsaminaceae
Product: glycosyltransferase BC10-like
Exons: 11
Coding region: 167-1288 (373 amino acids)
Cellular component (GO): membrane
Molecular function (GO): glycosyltransferase activity
Source: RefSeq, a predicted model, not a curated record
CUUAGAGAGAGAAAGAGAGAGUAUUCGAUCUUUUUGCAAUUGUACGCAAAUCUCAGCUACAAGAAACAGUUCCAAUCACGGUUGCCAGAACCGAUCUCUCCAAUCCGAUCGAUUAUCUUCCUUUCCUUUGAUCAUCGAUGUGCAGGUUUCUUAGGAAUAAUCAUCCAUGUCGAGAAAGAGGCCACUUCCUUCUACAUCCGCUCGUCGCCGUCCUCUCGUUAUCCUCGUCAAGCUCGCCGUCUCGAUCUUUAUCAUCUUCGGCCUUAUAUCUCGUUCCGGACACUACACCGAGUCCGUCACUGAAGCCUCUACACAAAAUCGCAAAUUCCUGAACGAUUUCGAACGCAAUUCCAAGAUCGCAUUUCUCUUUCUCGUUCGUGAAAACAUUCCUCUCGAUUUUGUUUGGCACGUUUUCUUCAAGAACGGAGAUCAGCUAGACUUCUCCAUUUAUAUACACUCAAAGCCUGGAUUUGAAUUCAAUAAGAGGACAACCAGGUCAUCUUUCUUCUAUGGCCGACAAAUUAGACACAGCAUUAAGGUGAAUUGGGGAGAACCGACUAUGAUACAAGCAGAGAGGUUAUUGUUAGAAGAGGCCCUCAAUGAUCCUACUAAUCAAAGAUUCAUUCUUCUAUCAGACAGCUGUGUACCUUUGUACAACUUCACCCACAUAUAUAACUAUCUGAUGUCAUCUCCAAAAAGUUUUGUAGACAGUUUUGUGGUUGCUGAAAAGGAAGAUCGAUAUAAUGUAAAAAUGUUGCCAACCAUCCCAUUGAAUAAAUGGAGAAAAGGAUCCCAGUGGAUUUCAUUGAUUAGAAGACAUGCAGAACUGGUUAUGGAUGAUGCUGUAGUAUAUAGAGCUUUCAAGAGAUUUUGUAAGCCACUUCAGCCACCAUUAAAGAAUUCGAGUACUCACCUUCAUAUUGAAUCGGAUUCAAACAAUUGUAUUCCAGAUGAACAUUUUGUACAGACAUUUCUUGCGAUGAGUGAAUUAGAAGGUGAACUGGAAAGGAGGUCUGUAACUUAUUCUCUAUGGAAUCAAUCUGGUGGAGAAUUUGAUACAAAAUCUUGGCAUCCAACUACUUUUGACAGUGACAAUACAAGCCCUCAACAAAUUAAAGAAAUUAAGAGUAUCAGCAAUAUAUACUUUAAAUCAGAAGACAGAAGGGAGAUAUGUCGGAUAAAUUCGACGUUUGUACCUUGUUUUUUAUUUGCCAGGAAGUUUAAUCCAGAUGCAGGUGUGCUUCUCUUGAAACAAGGCAUGAUUGGGCCAUAUGAUCCAUCUAUUUGAGCUCUUCCAAUGUUCAAACACAUAUCAAUAUCAAUGCUUUAACUUUACUAUCAUGGUACGAUUUCUUGGCUAUAUUUUUUCUUCCACUUUUUCCGAUCAACUUCGGAGCCAUUUUUUAUGGUUUUACUUCAUUCUUUUUAUAAUCCUCAAAUAAAAUAUACACAUUAUUUUUAUUUGUACCAUCCUCUCUCAUUUUUUGCAUACUUGGAAUAUC